GCGACCGACGCGCAAACUUGAGCGUCCAGCGACGGAGUCGAGUCGAACCCAUCUCGCGCGAAACCCCGAGCCACGCCCCCGCGCAGCACAUGCAGCACCGUCGGACCCCGCGCGUCGCCACUCCCACUCCGCCGCCGCGAUGCGCGACGAGCAGAAGACCAGCGCCCCGCUCGAGACGCCACCCAGCGCCUCGCUCGAGACACCACCCAGCGCCUCGCUCGAGACACCACCCAGCGCCUCGCUCGAGAGACCACCCGCGCCCGCCGAGAGACCACCCGCGCCCGCCGCCCCAUGGGACACAGCACGGCUGCCCCGACGGCUGCUCAGCGACGCGCUCGCGGCCGGGUGCGCGGGCGCGCUGGUGGCGCCCGUCAUCACGGUGAUUGACAAGGGCAUCAUGGAGAACGCGAGCGGGCGGCUUCCGCUGGGCGAGAGUCUGCGGACGAGCGCGCGGGAGAUGCUGAGCAGACCCGCGCGGUUUGUGGGCAGCAGGCCGUUUGCGCUCAUCUUUAGCCUCUACUUUGGCACCUACCUGACGGCCAACGCCAUCGACACGCUCGCCUCGGCGCGCGCCCACACGUCCUACAGCGCCACCACGGCCGGCAGCACCAAAUUCGUCGCCACGUCGAGCGCCAAUCUGGCCCUGUGCCUGUACAAAGACAGCCAGUUCACGCAGCUCUUCGGCGCCCGCGGCCCCGCCCGCCCCGUCCCGCUGCCCACCUUUGCCCUCUUCACCGUCCGCGACUGCCUCACCAUCUUCGCCAGCUUCAACCUGCCGCCGCUGCUCGCGCCGCGCCUCGAAGGCCACAUGUCGGAGCAGCUGUCCCGCUUCGUCGCCGCGGCGAGCCUCGCGCAGUUUGCUACCCCGGCUGCCAUACAGGUCGUGAGCACACCGCUGCAUCUGCUGGGGCUGGACCUGUACAACCGUCCCGCCGCGCCGCUGGGCGGGCCCGACGGGCGCGUAGGACAGGUUGUCAAGAAUUGGGCCAAGAGCGCCGUCGCGCGCAUGGGGCGCAUUGUGCCCGCGUUCGGCGUCGGCGGGGUCGUCAAUACCAAGGUGCGCCGGGGGCUGAUGGAGGGGCUGGAGUAGUGGGUGG
This is a messenger RNA of Didymella exigua CBS 183.55, 1097 nucleotides long. RefSeq lists its product as uncharacterized. The record is from RefSeq and is a predicted model, not a curated record. The transcript is spliced from 2 exons. Bases 140 to 1090 code for a protein of 316 amino acids. NCBI's taxonomy places the organism in Eukaryota, Fungi, Ascomycota, Dothideomycetes, Pleosporales, Didymellaceae. Gene Ontology annotation, cellular component: mitochondrion.